GCGCCCUGAAGCCCCAGGCCGGGCUCAGCCGGAGCGGAGAGGUGAGGGGAGCCUCAGCCUGUGCCAGAGGACACGGAGCUGCCGCGGCACCGGCGCCUCCGAGCUCUCCCACCCUGGCACGGCUGCCACAGCGCCCGAUGGCCGCGGACGCUCUCUCCACGUGGCCCGGCAAUGGCACUCGGGCUCCUUGCCCCGUGGAUUCCGCCUUCGCCCAGCGCUUCCUGCCCGCCGUGUACCUGACCGUGAUCCCCCUGGGGCUGCUGGGCAACGGGCUGGGGCUGUGGCACCUCUGCACAGGACCUCGAGAGGGUGCCCGCCAGCCGCUCAGCCUGCUGGUGGGCAACCUGGGGCUGGCCGACCUGCUCUAUGUCAGCACUCUGCCCUUCCUCGUCAGCUACUACCGCCAAGGCAGAGUGUGGAUCUUCGGGCAGCCCUGGUGCCGCCUCACCCGCAGCCUCUUCCACCUCAACCUCUACGCCAGCAUCGGCUUCCUCAGCUGCAUCAGCAUCCACCGCUACCUGGGCAUCGUGCACCCGCUGAAGGCGCGGGGCAGGUGCCGGGGUGCCGCCUCCUCCGUGUGGCUCAGCGUGGCAGUGUGGCUCUGGGUCAUCGCACAGAUAGCUCCCGACCUCGCCUUCAGCAAGGCAGACGGCAACAAGACGCAGUGCCACGACACGACGGGACAGGAGCACCUGGAUGUUUACUUGCCCUACACCUUUGCUGUCACCGUGACGGGCUUUGUCAUCCCGUUCCUCAUCAUCAUCGGCUGCUACUGCCACGUGGUGUUCGUGCUCUGCAGGAAUGACAGCGUGGACGCCAGCCUCAGGAGGAGAAGCAUCGGGCUGGUGAUCCUCGUCAUGGUUCUCUUUUCCAUCUGCUUCCUCCCCUACCACAUCUUCAGAAACCUCAACUUGUUUUUUCGUUGGCGGCCACAAGGGUCCUGCACACAGGCUUCAAAGGAUGUCUACGUUUCCUACCAGGUGACUCGGGGCCUGGCCAGCCUCAACAGUGCCCUCAACCCCCUGCUCUACGUGAUCACCAGCAAAGACUGGAGGUCACGAGUGAGAAGCAUCAGCCAAAGUGCCAGGCAGUGUCUGAGGCCACCCUUCCGGAGCAAAACCCCUGGCCAGGCAGCUGAGAAGAAGAGGAACAACAUUCUUUGUAAAGGGGAGGCUUCUAACGAGCUCUGA
This is a messenger RNA of Camarhynchus parvulus, 1190 nucleotides long. Its product is annotated as P2Y purinoceptor 1-like. Gene Ontology annotation, biological process: G protein-coupled receptor signaling pathway. Gene Ontology annotation, molecular function: neuropeptide receptor activity. The transcript has a single exon. Gene Ontology annotation, cellular component: membrane. The record is from RefSeq and is a predicted model, not a curated record. Lineage: Eukaryota; Metazoa; Chordata; Aves; Passeriformes; Thraupidae. Bases 138 to 1190 code for a protein of 350 amino acids.